Messenger RNA from Gloeophyllum trabeum ATCC 11539, 1080 nucleotides. RefSeq names its product Di-copper centre-containing protein. NCBI's taxonomy places the organism in Eukaryota, Fungi, Basidiomycota, Agaricomycetes, Gloeophyllales, Gloeophyllaceae. Gene Ontology annotation, molecular function: oxidoreductase activity. The transcript is spliced from 10 exons. Bases 1 to 1080 code for a protein of 359 amino acids. The record is from RefSeq and is a predicted model, not a curated record.
AUGUACUCGAGGAUAGCUUCCUUAGUCUUGGCUGCACUGUCCCUGGCCUCCAACCUACUACCAGUUGCGCAGGUGGAUGAAGCCGCGGAGGUUAUCCUGGCUUCGCCAAUAGUCGAAGCCUUCAGUGCUCAGUGCACUAAACCAUCGGUUCGCAGGGAGUGGCGGAAACUCUCUCGCAAAGAGAGAGCGGACUACAUUAGAGCUGUCAAUUGCCUCGACAAUUUGCCCCAUUCUCCAGACUUGAGGCCGACGGUCUUCCCCGACGACAUACCUCCCGUAAAUGAGUCUGCAUCCCUAUACGAUGAUUUCGUAUAUAUUCAUAUGGACCUGAACCGCAAGAUUCAUUAUACCGCCCUGCUUCUUCCGUGGCAUAGGUGUGACUCAGGAGAGUAUUCAGAUGCGCCUGACUUCCAGAACUCAGACUUCUGGAAAGACCCAGACCCCGUUAGUGGUCUCGGGGGAUGGGGUGACCCCUCCAAGGAUUACGCGGUCACGGACGGCGGUUUCGCUGGAUUCAGGUUGUCUUACCCAACGCCACAUGUGCUUCGCCGGAACUUCACGCUACAGCCGCACUUGAGCCUGCCGAGGCCAUAUGCUCCUGAUCCAGAGCUCUAUGCCAAUGAAACCUUCACGGCUGCAGAGGUAGAGAAGAUGGUGACAGGCUUCAAGGGCGACAUGAUUGGUUUCCAGCGCUACUUAGGAGCGUUCACGGGCUCCCAUAAUAGCUUGCACGUCAUCGUCGGGGGCGAUCUUGGUGGACAGUGCCCCACCGAUGCGCCGCCGGGAUGUAUCUCUGGUCCUACCUUUUCUGCCAACGACCCACUAUUUUGGCUACAUCAUGCGAUGGUCGAUAAGAUCUGGUACGACUGGCAGCGGAACGAUCCUGUGAAUUUCUGGACAUUCCAAGGGGGGAGUGUUCAAGUCAUCUCAAACUAUACAGAAUACGAGAUGUGGCCAAGCGGAGCUCCGCCGUUGAUGAACUUGAACGACACCAUGCCUACUGAUGGUAUGUUCCCUGAGAUGACGGUUUACGACGUCAUGAACACUACCGGGGGAUAUCUCUGCUAUGUCUACGAGUGA